This is a messenger RNA of Acyrthosiphon pisum (pea aphid), 813 nucleotides long. Its product is annotated as U1 small nuclear ribonucleoprotein 70 kDa-like. Lineage: Eukaryota; Metazoa; Arthropoda; Insecta; Hemiptera; Aphididae. The transcript has a single exon. The record is from RefSeq and is a predicted model, not a curated record. The coding region runs from base 1 to 813 and encodes 270 amino acids.
AUGGCCGGCAAACGGGUCACUGAAAAGCGACCUGCGGUGAAAAAGUUAGCAGAGCUAUGCAGGACGCUGAGAAGACGCGAAAACAUGCCAAGCGUUUCAACCUACGCCUUGGAAGGCAGUGGUGGCAGCCGAUCAACCAGUGGCAUUAGCGGCGUGGUAGCACUGAGACGCUCUCGCCGAACGCGUAUGGGCCGCCGACGUAGGUCAAAGAGGCGUAGCCGGUCCGGUCGCCGACGUGGAAGGAGACGUAGUGGUACCGACGAAGAUGAAGACGACAUGACCACAGACACCGAGGAAAAUGAAAAUGACGACGACGAAUCGUCAACGGUCGAUGCGACAUCCCGGAGGAGGAGGAGGAGGAGGAGUAGAAGGAGGAGGCGAAGGGGCAGCCGACGGCGUCAGAUAAGUGGCGACGACCAUGAUGACGAUGAUUACACCACCGACGAUGCAGAGACUACCGACGACGCCUCGUCGCAUAGUGGCGGUGGCGUCCUCACGAUGGCGGCCAGUGGCUGCCCAAGUGCUUGUCCUCGUCGCCGGAAGAGGAGAAGAAGGAGGCGGUCGACAGGAUGCAGGAGGAGGCGGUCAAGUCGACGGUCGACUGGUUGCAAGAGGAGGAGGAGGAGAAGAAGUAGCUGCAGUGUCUUCGCGCUUGGCGAGUCCACCGUCGGCGAAACGUUGAACGACUUUGCAGAUGUGAGUGGAACAGGCCACUUGCGAAUGACGCGGAGCACUGAUCCGGACACCGUCGCCAGCACUCGUCGGGAUACCCGAAAAACACGUUCGGCGUCACGUAGUUCGGGCUCCGUCUAA